GACGGGGUCGGGAGGGGCCCGGGCGGCGGGGAGCUGGUCGCCGAGAGCCGGGGUGCGGGUUCCGGAGCAGCGGCCCCCCCACCUCCCCGCGCCAGCCUCUGCUCCGCUCGUCGGCCGGGGCUCCCGCCUCCGAGCGCCGCCACCCGCGGCCGUCGCCCGCGCAGCCCCGAGGGCCCCUCGCCUCUGCUGCACGUGCCGCGCCCCGUCCGGCCGCCGCGAUGAGCGAGCUUAAUACCAAAACGUCCCCAGCAACCAACCAGGCACCUGGCCCAGAGGAAAAGGGGAAGGCCAACAGUGCCAAGAAGGCUGAGGAGGAAGAGGAGAUUGAUAUUGAUCUGACAGCACCGGAAACAGAGAAGGCCGCCCUUGCCAUUCAGGCCAUCGCCGCAGUGGAAGCACGAGGAACAUGGGGAAGAUGGAGAACCCAGUUGGCAGCCACCUGCCUGAGGUGGACCGGUUUCUCCUCGGGAUAAGCCUCCUUCGUCGGUACCUGUGCCUCGCCUGUGAGAUGGAGGGGCAAGAGGCUUUGAGGCUGAGACAGGGGCCCCCGCCAGCGUGGGAGGGAGGGGAAAGCCUUCAGAGCAGGGCGCCGAGGGGGGGCACCAGCACGGUUCUGCCAGCUACAACAUUCACACUUCAGGUAACGGGUUUUGCCGCUCACAUCCUUCUGGGCCACCGCAUCCACCCACCCUCUUAGGAGCUGGGUGACAGUGGGGACUGGAGCCCCCCCCCCCCCAGGGGGACCCAAAUCAAGUACCUUCCACGUUAUUGCAUGCCGAGUAGAGGAGUUCCCAGGAAGGGACCCUUCAUCAUCCAGUCUGCGACCAUAAGAGGCAGAGGCAGAGCGGGUUCAGAGGGUCAAGGGCAGGGAGACGGGACUAGAGCCGAUCUGGAGAGGACAGGAGCGUGGGGGAGGGGGGCCUUCUGGAGACUACUGCUGGUAGAUGUGUACCCAGAUGAAGGAUUUCCGGGACUUUGCUAACCUGCCUACCUCUAACCUCCCACAUCUGGCCAUCCCUGAAGGCGGCCAAACCAAGUGACCCCUGGAGUCCCCACCUACCCCGCCGUGGAGUCCGAGCGGAAGUGACAUAGCUCCUCUGUGUGAUUUUAGCAUGUUUAAUGAUGAUUAAAGAAAAAAACAAACCCUCCAGUGGGGUCAUUCGA
This is a messenger RNA of Prionailurus viverrinus (fishing cat), 1164 nucleotides long. It is a transcript of the gene PCP4L1, whose product is annotated as Purkinje cell protein 4 like 1. The transcript has 4 exons. Bases 219 to 473 code for a protein of 84 amino acids. Lineage: Eukaryota; Metazoa; Chordata; Mammalia; Carnivora; Felidae. The record is from RefSeq and is a predicted model, not a curated record.